CCUGUUGUUAGUUGAAGUCAGUGCAUCGACCGCUCUAGCCAGGAACGCAUCGCUACCGAACCUCAUCGUUACGAUGCCGUUUACCGAAAGUGUGCUUUCGUUUUUAGUGAUUAUUUUAAUACAUUUCUUUGUAACAGUACAAACCAUCGAUGUUGUGGAACGAUCGUCAUCAGGGUCCGCCAACCAGUGCGCUUCUCCAAACGAAAGAUGCAUGUUACGCGUGAUGUGUAACGUCGCACCACGUGUUCGCGACCAGCUCGUAUCAUGCCUUACGGCUGACGGGUUUGAGGGACUAUGCUGCAACUUCCAAGAGGAUUCCGCAAGGCGUAAGAAACGAUCACUGCCCUACGAACUCACCGAGGAGCUGUUCAAUAAUGCCGUUGGAGAUGGACAUCGUGUGUACACUCGCAAGCUGGCAAACAUCGACCGGUACCGAGAGGUUAUGACGAGUGCCUCCGUGGAUUCGCUGGUACGGCAAUUUCACGGCACACCCUUCCCCGGGAAACUGAGCAAGGAAGAUCAGGCAGCAUACGAAGACGUAUUCGUAGCACGAUCCUUUGCCGAUGCGCUCAAUCUAACCGUCGACGAGCGGCUCGACCUGGACGGCGUAAGUCUGGAGAGGACGCAACGACGUAAGCGAUGCCUUCCUCCAAGACACUGUGAUCCACACGCAAGAUAUCGAUCGUUCGAUGGAUCUUGUAACAAUCCUGUCCCAUCGCGCAGUAGCUGGGGUGCGGCCGGCUAUCCUUUCGAACGCCUGCUUCCACCGGCGUACGAAGACGGUGUGUGGGCCCCAAGACUGCAUUCGGCCGUUUCUGGACGACCGCUGGCUAGUGCAAGAGAUAUCUCGGUGGCAGUUUUCCCGGAUAACGAUCGUCGCGAUCGUAGGUACAAUCUGCUGCUGAUGCAGUUCGGGCAGUUUAUGUCGCACGAUUUUACGCGUAGUGCCAGCGUUAGACUGAGACAGGAAGAAGUGCAAUGUUGCACCGAUGAUCACUCGGGACCUUUGCGCGGUGAUCAGUCUCACUUCGCCUGUUUGCCUAUCGCCGUCAGUCCGUCCGAUCCCUUCUACUCGCGUUUCGGCAUCCGAUGCCUCAACUUUGUGCGGCUUUCCCUAGCCCGGGAUGGUAAAUGUAAGCUCGGUUAUGGCAAGCAGCUAAACAGAGUCACUCACUUCAUCGACGGUUCAGCUGUGUACGGGUCGAGUGAGGCAAUGGCCGCUUCAUUGCGUACUUUCUCCGGAGGACGAUUGAUGAGUAGCUUCCCAUCGGGCGUAGAGUUACUUCCAUUUGCCAGAAAUCGUGCCGCUUGCGAACCGUGGGCCGAAGCAUGCUUCCGUGCCGGUGAUGAUCGAUCGAACCAGAUUGUUUCGCUAACGGAAAUGCAUACACUAUUCCUGCGAGAGCACAACCGAGUUGCAACAAGGCUUGCCGCCCUUAAUCGAAACUGGGACGAUGAAAAGCUGUACCAAGAAGCUCGCCGAAUCGUUGGCGCGGAACUGCAGAAGAUUUUUUUCAACGAAUAUUUGCCCAUAAUCGUUGGCCACAACAAAGCGCGUCAGUACGGGCUGCUUGACGGCCAUAAUGGGCAUACGGAUUUCUACAGCCCUGAUGUGAAACCGGCCGUUUUUAACGAAGUAUCAGGAGCAGCCUUCCGGUUCGGACAUUCUACCGUCGAUGGAGCGUUUUUGAUUCAACACCGUCAUCGCCGUUCGGAACUGGUACCGAUUCAGGAAGUUUUCCUUAACCCGUCCCGUCUGCUGGAGCGCUCGUUUUUCGAUGAUUUCCUCUUUUCGCUCAUGGAUCAACCUCAGCAGCAGCUCGACGAUUCCAUCACAUUUGGGCUUACGAGGUUGCUGUUCGCGGGCCGCAACCCAUUCGGGUCGGAUCUAGCCUCACUGAACAUACAGCGUGGCCGUGAUCAUGCCCUACGUCCGUACAACGAUUAUCGCAAAUGGGCUGGACUCGGACGCGUCACAAGUUUCGAGCAGUUUGGUCCCGUUGGUGCACGGUUGGCUAGCGUGUACGACUCACCGGAUGACGUAGAUCUUUGGGUGGGUGGAUUACUCGAGCCUCCGGCACAGGAUGGUGCACUUUUUGGCGAAACGUUUGCCGCCAUCAUCAGUGAACAGUUUGCCCGGCUCAAGUUUGGCGAUCGCUACUACUACACUAAUGGACCGCGGCACAAUCCUGGCUACUUUACUGGUGAGCAGCUGAACGAGCUUGCCAAAGUGUCGCUCGCCUCAGUCAUUUGUGCCAACAUCGAUCAUCCGGAAGGGUUUUCUGUACCGGCGAAUGCUUUCGAACAGCCGAGCGAACACAAUCCGCCCGUUCCGUGCCAUGCGAUGAAUUCGAUGGAUUUGACUGCCUGGAGCAGUCACUAGAUGUUUUAUGUACUCUUUAGCAGUAUGAGCGGUCUAUGGUAUUUUUGUUGUUAUUUUGUGUUUUUAAAAAUGUGUUUUGUGUAACACUGUUCUAAUUUGUCGUGUUUGUUUGAAUAAAAAUGUGCCACAAUGCACAGAAUGUUGUCCCAAGCA
Anopheles stephensi (Asian malaria mosquito) is the source of this 2536-nucleotide messenger RNA. RefSeq names its product chorion peroxidase-like. The transcript is spliced from 3 exons. Bases 74 to 2383 code for a protein of 769 amino acids. The record is from RefSeq and is a predicted model, not a curated record. Lineage: Eukaryota; Metazoa; Arthropoda; Insecta; Diptera; Culicidae. Gene Ontology annotation, molecular function: peroxidase activity; heme binding. Gene Ontology annotation, biological process: response to oxidative stress.